Molecule: messenger RNA, 4913 nt
Organism: Limanda limanda (common dab)
Lineage: Eukaryota; Metazoa; Chordata; Actinopteri; Pleuronectiformes; Pleuronectidae
Product: glycogen synthase kinase-3 beta-like
Exons: 11
Coding region: 158-1489 (443 amino acids)
Biological process (GO): negative regulation of canonical Wnt signaling pathway; negative regulation of TOR signaling; protein phosphorylation
Cellular component (GO): cytosol; nucleus; cytoplasm
Molecular function (GO): ATP binding; protein serine/threonine kinase activity
Source: RefSeq, a predicted model, not a curated record
GCAUUGCGAGCGCUCUGUUUCUAGCUGUCUAGCAACAGACAGCCGGCGGCAGCGGGAGCGGUGAUCCUCGGCGUCUCUUCCCUCGAUCUGUCCGCCGCCUGGAGCUCUCGGUGAAUGGUCUGAACCGAGUGCGGAACCCCGAGCCCUGCGCAGAGAGAUGAGCGGCAGCGGGCGGCCCAGGACCAGCUCGUUCGCUGAGCCGCCAGGAGUUCCGGGAGCUGCCGCCGCCGCCUCCUCCGCCUCCGCCGCCGGAUCAGCCGCUGCCGUGGGGAGCAGCACAGGAAAGUCCGGGGUCCCGCAGGCCUCCGGCACCAGCUCGUCGGGAUGCUCCAACCUGAAGCUCGCUCGAGACAGCGGCAAGGUGACGACGGUGGUGGCCACGCCGGGUCAGGGACCGGACCGCCCACUGGAGGUCUCCUACACUGACAUCAAGGUGAUUGGAAAUGGGUCGUUUGGCGUGGUGUACCAGGCUCGGCUCAUCGACAGCCAGGAAAUGGUGGCCAUCAAGAAGGUUCUGCAGGACAAGAGGUUCAAGAAUCGAGAACUUCAGAUCAUGAGGAAGCUGGAUCACUGCAACAUCGUCCGACUACGUUACUUCUUCUACUCCAGUGGUGAGAAGAAAGAUGAAGUGUACCUCAACCUCGUGCUGGACUUUGUCCCUGAGACGGUCUACAGGGUCGCCCGGCAUUUCAACAAGGCCAAGAGCAUCAUUCCUAUCAUAUAUGUGAAGGUCUACAUGUACCAGUUGUUUCGCAGCCUGGCUUAUAUCCAUUCCCAGGGAGUGUGUCACAGAGACAUCAAGCCCCAGAACCUGCUGGUGGACCCGGAGACUGCCAUCCUCAAGCUGUGCGACUUCGGCAGCGCCAAGCAGCUGGUGCGCGGUGAACCCAACGUGUCGUAUAUCUGCUCUCGGUAUUAUCGGGCCCCGGAGUUAAUUUUCGGGGCCACAGACUACACAGCAAACAUCGACAUCUGGUCAGCAGGCUGCGUUCUCGCGGAGCUGCUGCUCGGACAGCCCAUCUUCCCCGGGGACAGCGGAGUGGACCAACUUGUAGAGAUUAUCAAGGUUCUGGGAACACCGACACGGGAACAGAUCCGAGAGAUGAACCCAAACUACACAGAGUUCAAGUUCCCUCAGAUUAAAGCUCAUCCAUGGACCAAGGUGUUUAAACCCCGCACCCCCCCGGAGGCCAUCGCCCUGUGCUCCCGGCUGCUGGAGUACACGCCGGCCUCCCGCUUCUCUCCACUAGAGGCCUGCUCGCACGCCUUCUUCGACGAGCUGCGCCAGCCCAACACGCGGCUGCCCAGCGGCCGGGAGCUGCCCAUGCUCUUCAACUUCAGCACCACAGAGCUGUCGAUCCAGCCCCAGCUCAACUCCACCCUCAUCCCUCCUCACGCCCGCUCGCACACAGCUGCUUCCGCCCACGACGGCACCGGUUCAGAUUCAUCUCAACACAGCUCAGUACCAGGAUCUCUUAACAGCAUCUGAAGCCGCUUGUCACCUGCCUGCCUCCUGUCAGCCACACACACACACACACACACACACCUACACACACAGACACACACACACACACACACUACAGCUUUCCUCUGUGCUGCUUGCUCUCCUCUUAGAUGAUCUGUUUUUGUACAGUACACACGUUGAACAAACUCGUAGUUCUGUAGCUGCCCGGGUUGAAGCCACGGCAGGAGAUUGUUACACACACACACACACAGACACACACACGGAGUCGUCUUGCUGCUGCUCAGGUGGGAUGUGAAGGUUCGAUACACGGGGCUGGUCCUCUGUUAUAUAACCUUUUUUUUCUUUUAAAUCAACCUUUAUUUCCCGUUUUUCUUCUUUAUAUCUGUGUUUAUUUAUUUGACGUAUUGAAAUGCAUCAUGUGAGCUCAACACAUUUAGUCUCUACAGCUUUUUUUUGUUAAGGUUCCUUCCAUGUUUUUAAAUCCCUGUUGUUUCCGUGCUGGACUGCAAACUGCCUGGCCACGACUCGAAAUGCCCCCAAGUAGGUCAUCAGGGUAACGGAGGUUUUUAUUUAACUCGGGGCUGGAGAACUGCUGCAGGGACUGAAACAUUCAGAGAUUCUCCAGCCACAUUAUUCAUAUAUAUAUAUAUAUAUAUAUAUAUAUAUAUAUAUAUAUAUAUAUAUAUAUAUAUAUGAUGUAUAAGCUCAAGUUAGAUCUGCAGCUGGUUUCUUUCCUGUGGACGUGGCAGCACCAGGUAGCAUUUCUCAGUGUUUGGUUGCAGAUCUGUUGUAUUUGUCUCUGACGUGAAUCAUGUUCAGUAGCUGUAUUUUUAGACUGAACUGGAAAUCACCCGACUUUGAGGACCAGCUGUUGCUUCUGUUUUAAUCCUGAACUAAAGAGCGACACGUUACCAUGGAGAAAAAAAUAAUAAUCCCCCCAACCCGUCAAAUGGACUCGAUGACAGAGUUUUAAUUUCCUCUCUGGGCACAUUUACACUCACAUAUACGGUAAAUAUGGGUGAAAUCAAACCCUAAGUGAGAUUCCUCCUCAUCUUUUAAACAUGAUUUUAUCUUUAGAUUCAUUUCCUCAUCAGGAGGGGAGGGGCUGUGCUGAAAACAAUAACUUCCAGAGGGAAACUUGUUCUUCACCGAUACUAAAUGUACUUAGAGCUUUAAGUGUCAGUGGUGAAGGAAGCGUGAAUGUGUGGCUCCGCUUAAUCACAGUAAUAUAUUCAGAUAGAGACUUUUAAUCAUGAGCAGACAAAGCUGUUUGUUCUCUGUUCUACCAAAUGAUUUGUUGUGCUCAGUGGAUUAUUAGGUAAAAGUGUAAGUUUCCCUGUUUCUUCAAUUGGAGACGAACACUGAAGCUUAUCUUUAAUAAUUAAGAAAUCCACAGACGGCAACAUUGAUGCCUCCUAAAGAAAUUGUUUGUGCAAUUCACCUGCUGAAAGAAAUUCAACAUUAAACUUCUGCCCAUUUUAACCAUUCAACAGAAAAAUCUGUUUAUUCCUUGAUUCUACAUUUACAGUAAAUGACUGUUGACUUGGUUUAGUUCAGGUCACUGAGGUGAAAUGUGUCAUCCGAGGUUUGUUUCACUCAAAUUCAAUUCUGUUUUUCAUUUUUAGCUCCAAAGAUUAAAGCGACGUUCAUAGAGCUUCAGCUUGAUGCUUCAUGCAGGACUUUUAAAAAGUAUUGAAACGGUGGAAUUCCCCGAAAACGUUGUUAUCCUUCCUGCUCUGGUGGAGAAAAACUGUUCUUAACUGUGGAAAUGAGCAAACUCUUAACUCUGGAUUAAAGGUUUCGAGCGAGUGCUGCUUCGUGUGAACUUGACGAGCAGAAGCUUAUAACAUUAACUGAGGUUCAGCUGCAGACACGUCACCACAAGUGUUUCAUAAACCACAUUAAUACCAAGGGGGGGGAAUUCCUUUACGGUUUGCUGUCGUGCUUCUAUCUUUCUGAGGACCAGUUCGGAGUUGUCACCACGUUGAGGAGGCAGCGAAUGUAUCACUAGUGUAGAAGUGAAAACGUGUGUGUGUGUGUGUCCGACCUCGUCCCGACCUGCAGGUGUUGUAGGAGUAGAGCAGCUGAAGCAGAUCUCUAGUCAGCAGUGCACUUGAAAGUUUGUAGAAUAGUAUAUUUAAUACUAUACCAUCCCUCCUCCUGCUGUCUGAACUGCAGCCAUCUUUGUUUUCAAACCCGCUUUCAUUCUGUAUGUGGGGAGCUUUCUGUUUUCUUUCUCCUCCCUCCCCCUCAGCUGCUUCUGGGUUUCAAACUCGCAACCUGCCGGACUUUGUUUGCUCGACUCUUCGGGGGGGCGUCACACUCGGAGCCGUCAGAUCCUCUGUGGCUGUGAAACGGUGUGAGGACAAAAACCCUGAGACCGAGAAUCAAACAUGGCCGAUUCUCCUCCUCCUCCUCUCAGAAGCCAGUUAUUCCCUCCGCCUACUUUCUGCAUCUCUUGUCGCACAUGUAAAUAUCACUGAUUUUUAAUUUCCCUCUUUUUACUUUUUAUGACAGAGUUUAUAUCUUAUUUUCCUCAUUUUUCUCUAUGGAGCAGUUCUUAGUUUGUGCAUUUCUGUAAAUAUGUUUUUUUUUCACUAUCCAAAAUGUAAAAUACUGCAAAGAAAAAAUAAGAAAAAGAAAAAACAGUCUCCUCCUUGUGUUUGUCGAGGAUCUUUCUCUCUCUCUCUCUAUCUCUCUCUCUCUCUUCAGUGAAUCUCAGCUCCUCCCUGUUGCUUCCUCAGUGGGACCAACCUGACUGAAUUCAUAUUGACAGAGCUCCGUUCCAAAUCGCUCUCCUCCUGUUUCUGUUGUGAAUAUUAUAAUCUAACAUAAUGAUAUUAAAUGUAAAGGAUCAUUCCAACCCUCAUGUUUGUAUCUGCGCUUUCCUCAAAGUCUCUUUCAACAAGCUGCAGGUCUUUGAGUUUCACAACUCAAACCGACCUUGACGUCCCCUAAGAGGAGUCGUUACCUGUGAACCUUCAAGCUGCAGGUUUCUGUGUUUCCCACGUUCUUCUCACUCGCUCGUCCCUUUGGAACAGAACUCUUCAUCUUCCUUGUCGAGAAGUGUUUAGACGGAUUAGAAAUCUUGCUGUGACGUCCAGAUAGUUCUCGACCCGGGCAUUUUGUUAUUGUUAUGUGCUCUGUGGUGUUCAGGAUCGCUGCUAAUAGUCACAAGAUGGUAGAAAUAAACAUGUGAGCUGUGAAUGCAGACUGAGGAAACAUUUUUUUAUUUUAAAUUCUCUGAGAAACUUGAGUAAUGUCACUGCAUCUCCACACGUUAUGUUACUUUGAUUUACUCCUGUGGUCGUUGGUCUCACUCCGCCCGGAUGGACUGAUGUGAUGGAGGAGGAGGAGGAGGAGAGAGAAAGAACUACAAACAUGUCUGUCUCUGUUCUGUGUGCGUACGAUAUGGACUCAUUUAAUGUAAUAAAGUGAUGAAACUGUG